Messenger RNA from Anoplophora glabripennis (Asian longhorned beetle), 3384 nucleotides. Its product is annotated as zinc finger protein 58-like. The record is from RefSeq and is a predicted model, not a curated record. Gene Ontology annotation, cellular component: nucleus. Gene Ontology annotation, biological process: regulation of transcription by RNA polymerase II. The coding region runs from base 4 to 1953 and encodes 649 amino acids. Lineage: Eukaryota; Metazoa; Arthropoda; Insecta; Coleoptera; Cerambycidae. The transcript is spliced from 4 exons. Gene Ontology annotation, molecular function: RNA polymerase II transcription regulatory region sequence-specific DNA binding; DNA-binding transcription factor activity, RNA polymerase II-specific; zinc ion binding.
ACAAUGACUAAUGUUAAGGAGACUUCGUGUAGGCUUUGUCUUAAAAAUAUAACCAAUAAAAGUUUUGAAGUGAUAAACAACAUUAUCAGAGACAUUCUAGAUGGCCUUUUACUGAAAUUGAAACUUGAUAGCGGAAGCAAAGAGGUUAUAUGUAGUGCUUGCAGAAGAAAGUUAAACACGGCAUUAGAAUUUAAGUCAACGUGUCUGAACACCAAUAACACAAUUAUUCCUUAUGUGGAUAACGAAAAAAUGUUACGGCUUGACUUAAGGGAAGUGUACAUGCAGGAAAAGAAAAGUGAAUUAGUUUGCAGUCAGAAAAUAUGUCGGUUGUGUAUGCAUCCAAUAAAAAGUGAAUUUAGAUGCAUACGUGAAGAGGAACUUGAAACUAUUCAGAAAUUGACUCCUGAAAUGAAUGUAAAUAUCAUCAAAGAUCCCGUUGUGUGUAAUCCAUGCUUCGACUCUCUGUGCACCCACAACAGUUUCCUAAAAGAUUGCUUAGAGGUAGAAGAAAAAAUUAAUAGUAUUUUUGACAGUUCAGCCACAGAAACCCAAAUAGAUAAGUCUCCACUUGAUUUAUUCAUAAAGACUGAAGACUUAGACAAAGAAUUCGAUAUUAAUGAAACGGGAAUGUCGAUCAAAGCUGAAUGUGUUGACAUAAAGUCGGAAGAUGAGGAAGGCAGCAACACGUCAGUGCAAAGCUCUGAUAUGGUACUAUUCAAGGAGAGUUAUUGUAAAGAUGAAGAAGACGGAUGUAAACUUGAGAAUGGAUCAGAAAUGAAAACCAAACAGGAACACAAAGUAUUGUACAAAUGUGAUAAAUGUAUUUAUGAAACUGGAAGUGGGGUCCCGGAAGUGUAUAAAUGUGAGUCAUGUGAGUAUAGAACUGAAAAUAAGAAAUUACAUCAGAGGCAUUUGUUGCGGAAUAAAGCUUCUUCACAGGUUCAAAUGUACAAGUGUAACUACUGUGAUUAUGAAACUAAAUACAAGAGUCAUAUCAACCAGCAUCAACUGAGGCAUAAGGAUCCUUCGCAGGUAGAAAUGUAUAAGUGUAACGACUGCCAUUAUGAAACUAAAUACAAGAAUGUUAUAAAACAGCACCAACUGAAACAUAAAGACACUUCACAAGUUCAAAUAUAUAGGUGUAACGACUGCUCCUACGAAACUAAAUACAAGAAUUAUAUCAAACAGCACCAACUGAAACAUAAAGAUCCUUCCCAGGUUCAAAUUUACAGGUGUAACGAAUGCGUUUAUGAAUCUAAAUAUAAGAAUAACAUGAAAAAGCACCAACUGAAGCAUAAAAAUCCUUCGCAGGUACAAAUGUACAGAUGCAACGACUGCAGUUAUGAAACUAAGUACAGGGAGAGUAUAAGACAGCACCAACUGAAACAUAAAGAACAAAUUUACAAGUGUAACGACUGUGAUUAUGAAACUAAAUACAGCGGUUACAUCAGAAAACAUCGACUGAAACAUAAAGAUCCUUCAGAGGUUCAAAUGUACAAUUGUAACGACUGUGAUUACGAAACUAAAUACAAGAAUCAUAUCAGCCAGCAUCAACGUAAGCAUAAAGAUCCUUCGCAGGUACAAAUGUAUAAGUGUAACGACUGCGAUUAUGAAACUAAAUACAGGUGUCGUAUUGAGCAGCAUCAAUUGAAACAUAAAGAUUCUUCACAAGUUGAAAUAUACAGGUGUAACGACUGCUUCUAUGAAACUAAAUAUAGGGCUCGUCUUAAGCGGCAUCAGUUGAAACAUAAAGAUCCUUCACAAGUUCAAAUAUACAAGUGUACAUAUUGCUCCUAUGAAACCAAAUACAAGAAUUAUCUCAAACAGCACCAACUGAAACAUAAAGAUCCUUCCCAGGUUCAAAUGUACAGGUGUAACAGUUGCGACUUUACAACUAAGUAUCAAAGUUAUAUCAAACAGCAUCAAUUGAAACAUCUAAAUGUACAAGUGUAAUGUGCAAUUUUGAAACUAGAUGCAGAAGCAAUAUCAGAUAUCGCAUCGUCUGGCGCAGAGAGCCUUCUUGCAAAUGUACCAGUACGCUUUGCUAGCAACCAAUCACAAGGAUUCUUUAAGACCUCAAAUGGUGCACAAAAAAGUUCACAGGUGUAAUUUACUGCUCACUGAAGUGCAAAAUUAAUAGUGAGGCAUUUGAAAGUGACGAGUGUGAAUAUGUAUGAAAAACUUUACGCAAACAGAGGCCAAGUGAUGUUUGGACUAGCAUUUGUAGAAAUCGCCUAAUGUGUAUUUAUGAAUUGAAAGGUACCUACACACUUUUCCUGUUUCACACAUUGUGACAAUCUGCUGAUUGACAACGGUUCAUAACUCAUUGUAGUCGAAUCGCUCUAGUCAAAAUUGUAUUUGAAGGUGUCAUUAAUUCCGAAGUACACAAUUUUUUACAUGUAGCUAGUUUUUUGUUAGCAAUUGUUCUGCACGGGAGCGGAUCGAGAAAAUUUGGAAAAUGACAGGAAAACUGCAAAGAAUCUUUUUUCGUGAUUGACUUGAAAAUAAUUAGGGGUUUCACAAACUCCUUUUUUUCGUGUUUCUCAAACUUUUAAAAAUAUCGAAUCAAAAAGUUUGAAGUUUGAAAGUUUGCAGCUCCCCCUUUCGAACAAACUUUGUUUCGUGCAUUUUCAUCAAGAAAUAGUAGUGGCACAUUUAGCAUCGCUUUGAAAUAUGAGUUUCUCUGACUGAUUUGCGUAAAAAUCGUCGUUAUUUUCUAUAAAUUCAGAGAUAUGCCCUAAAUAACGGCACUGUACGAAAAAAUUGCACGUUUGCGAAACUCUCAAGAAACUUUUCAAGUUAUUCAUGGACCACUUUUGUUGCGGUUGUCCGGCCAUUUCCCGAAUUUUCCAGUUCGCUCCUGUGCACAGUUUUUUUUCCGUCAUCUAGUAGCAAAAUACUAGUCAUAUGCAAAAAAUUGUGCACUUUGCCAUCUCAAAAUCUCUAGCAACUGGGCUGUCACCGUAAUUGGAAGAGCAAAAUUUAAAUAUUAAUAUGCGAUUAUGGUUCCAUGAAAUUUUCAAUGGACGAGAAGAAUAUAUGUUAGCCUUAACAGUAGUUUGCAAAACAUUAUUAUUUUUUAAAACAGAAAUUUUUGAAAACAAAAAAGCAUUUUAAGCGUUUUAAUCAUUUACCAAUAUAGCUUAGUACACUACGAUCCAGCCAAGUGAACGUAAUGUGUAGCUCACUUAAUAUUUAGUUAGCAUAUACAUGAAAUAGUUUAUUUAAUAGAAUUAUAACGAGCGUUCAAAUAAAAACGUGGUCGAAGUUGGCUCUGACACAUUGGACAUAGGGAGUAGCAUGGAGACUAUACAAGGAGCCCGAACUCCAUGUAAACAAAAAUCAAACAAAAAUAAGAGGGCACUAGUGUUCCAUAUGUCCCAU